This is a messenger RNA of Ostrea edulis (European flat oyster), 14925 nucleotides long. RefSeq names its product pikachurin-like. The coding region runs from base 422 to 4309 and encodes 1295 amino acids. Gene Ontology annotation, molecular function: calcium ion binding. The record is from RefSeq and is a predicted model, not a curated record. Lineage: Eukaryota; Metazoa; Mollusca; Bivalvia; Ostreida; Ostreidae. The transcript has 26 exons.
GUGGAAAACUGCUCCAUGCUACCAAACCGGCUUGGCACUAUAUAUAAAAAUAAAACAGCCAUAUUUUUCUGUGAAGAGGAGGUGCAGAAAGUCUUUUUAUAAUUCAAAGAUUGUUAUAGCUGCAGGGCAUAGUGCACUAUUAAAGCUGUGAAGGAGUGGGUUAAUUCCUGAAGUCAAUAUGUACAGCAGGUGGGUGGUAGUAUAUGCUUGUUUGUAUCAAAAAGGCAUUCCCUAACAGCUGUGAUUCAUGAGGUCAGACAGCCAGAGGAGUCAGAGGUCAUUGAGGUAGGAUGGGUCACAGCAGCCUUGUAUGGAGGUGUAACAGAAUCUUAGCAUUCAAGAUGGAGGAUCAUCUCUUCUGCUAAGUGUUUGGAUUAUUUCUUUCAAAAAACUUUACUUUUAGAAAGUAGCAUAAGCAGAGAUGAAGGCACUGUUGAAGGUGCUGUUUUUGAUCAGCCUGGGGGUCACUACGUCCUUGUCCUUGUCUUGUUGUACGUGUGAUGACCUUGAUGUCUCUGGAACCUCUGCAGAACCACAGAUCCUCCCCUGCCCCUUCAUCAUCAAAGUCAACAAGUUUGCCUAUGAAACUGAUAACCCUAAAGAGUACCUCAGUGUGACUUUGGAGUCAAGAGGAGGUGGAAAAUACAUUAGCAAUUUCAUGUUACAAGCCGUGAGCAUUGAUUCCAAGGGUCAUGUAAAAGAGGCGAAUCCAGGAGAGAAUGGUUUCCAGGCCUUCACACAGGUGCCAGUGGAUGGACUUACUGUCAACACAGUCAGUGAUUGUGAGGGAAAGGUUGUGAAAAGUGAUUCAAAUCUCAAAUUUGACAGCAAAGCAACAAAAAUCCAGUUUUCUUUUGCUCCAAGGCGCAUUCAAGGGCCAAUCAAAUUCAGGGCCACUUUUGUGGAUGACCAGGGUAACUACUGGCUGAGGGAGGAGUCUGAACCCAUUAUACAGAUAGGAGGACCCACGCUAGAACCCUCCCUUGUCCGUCAGAAUGCCCUUCCAAUCAUUGAUCCAAUUCACACAGACAAGUGCGGAAUUGAGAAGGGCUGUUACCGAGUCCCUGAGGGAUGCUGGGAACCCUACUGUGAUUUUAUUGCCACUUGGAGGCCUUUGAGCAGGCUAGGGGUAGAGUACAUGAUUGAGAUGAGUGCCAGGGUGGAUGGUAUCACAGACAGACAUGUCUCAUUAGCUCUCUCCGAUGACAUUAGAUGGGGAGAUGACAGAGUAUUUGAGUGUGUCCAUGAAAGUGGGCUGACAAAAAUCUACCAAGCCAGAAGUAUCGACCACAGCACAGAGAGAUUUAGAAAUCCCCAAGAUGGUAUAGAUGAGACCUGUGAACUGUAUGGACUCAAAUGUGGUGGUAUGUUUCUGGAUGGGAGAGUGAGGUGCCGUUUUGUUGUUAAAUCCAGUCGUAACAUCAACUCCCUGCCUCUCUCAGGUUCCUACCACAUGCUGAUGUACAGUGGACCAGCUGAAAAUGGUUUAACUGCACCCCACAGAUAUGGCUAUGGAGAAUACCCAGUUGCCUCCCCUGAUAUGGUCUCUUUGGCUGACAUAUCCAUUAACAUGGAGGGAUAUGCACGCUACCCACUGGUCAAGGCUCAUGGAAUUCUGAUGAUCCUGGCGUGGUGUUUCUUUGGGACUGUUGGACUAUUAAUGACCAAGUAUUACAAACCUAUGUGGCCAAAUAAGAGGUUUUAUGGCCAGCGAUACUGGUUUGUUGCUCACUUCAACUGUAUGGCCUGGCUCUUUAUCUUCGUUCUGAUUGCAUUUAUUCUCAUCUUUGUGGAAGCAGGUGGAUACAGCAAGGUUGACUACUUCCCAUUGGACGCCCAUCCUAUUUUAGGAAUAAUCAUUUUCUGCUGUGUAAUUAUCAACCCAAUCAUAGCCUUGCUCCGCCCUGCAGAUGAUCAUGAAUGUCGACCAUGUGUCAAUUGGGUGCACUGGGCAUUUGGGACUGUUGCUUGGUGCUUAGCUAUACCCAACAUGUUUAUUGGAAUGAGUUUUGGAAAAGCUCAUGUUCCAUGGUGGGCCACUUGGAUUUUGUUUAUCUACAUUCUCUUCCACAUUAUUGUGGAGAUAACACUGGAGAUUCAUCAAUGUUGUACACACAAGAAAAACAAAGGAUCAUCAUUGAAAACUGCUGUUCACACAGAAAAUACCCAUUUGUCAAUGAAAGUUGACCAACGUUUAACAGAUGACAACAAUGAGCGUAAUUCAGUCCAAACAAAUGAGAUUUUCUCUCAUCCUCUCAUGAGUUCUCUUGUUGAGUUCCCUUCAUGUGAGGAGAGAGUUUGCAAAAAUUUUGCCAAGUGUUCCAUCCAAGAUUCCAGGGCUAAGUGCUAUUGUCCCUUAGGUUACACAGGAAAAUUAUGUGACAGAGUGGGGGACAUAAAGUACCCAAAGUUUACAGGAGAUGGCUUCCUGGCAUUUCCAGCAGUAACCAGUGGGUACAUGGAGUUUGAACUCUUAAUCAAGUUCAAGCCAUCCUCAGAUUCUGGUCUCCUCCUUUUUAUCUCGGAGCAACCUGAUGCAAAGGGUGACUUUAUCUCUCUUGGUCUCAUCAAUGGCUUUGUGGAGUUCAGGUUUGACUGUGGAAGUGGGCCAGCAAUAAUAAGGAGUCCAAUCCAAGUCAAGAUAGGUCAGUGGAAUCAGGUCAAGGCCAGGAGAAAAGAGAAACAGGGUUGGCUGUGGCUUAAUGGAUAUGGACCUGUUUCUGGACUCUCGCAGGGAGUAUACUCCAGAAUAAAAGUGAGGACAGACCUGUACCUUGGAGGAUACCCGUCCAUUUCAUCAAUACAGCACAGAGUAAAUGAACGGAGUGGAUUUGUGGGAUGUGUACAGAGCCUUGUCAUCAACCAGCAACAAUAUAAUUUCAGAAAGUCUGUACACAUCACUAAUGAAGAGAUGGAAACACGGAGUGUGUCGGGUGAUGUUGAUCUAGGAGAUUCAAUAGAUGGAUGGAAUAUAGGUGAUUGCAGUGAAAAUGUGUGUGACAGUGUUGUCUGUCAAAAUGGAGGGUCAUGUAAAGUCAUUUCGCCUGAUCAGUUUGUCUGCCUGUGUCCCAUGGGUUUCUAUGGGCCAAACUGCAUCCAAACUGGAAAGGUAAAAGUUGCUGAAUUCAGAGGCCAAUCAGUGCUGCAGUAUGAAGGCCUUGGUAGAAACAGUUUGUCAUAUACUGAGUUAGAAAUGGUAAUUAAGCCCACAGCUGCAGAGGGGGUUAUAUUGUACAAUGGCUACACUAACAACAGGCAAGGCGACUACCUCAGUAUUCUGAUGCGCCAGAGAUAUGUAGAAUUCCAGUUUGAUUUGGGCACGGGACCUGCUGUUAUCAGAAGUUCAAAGCCAGUUAGUCUGAAUACCUGGCACAAAAUUAAGGUGUCGAGAACUGGCCUACAGGGUGUGGUAGAAGUUGAUGACCAGGGUCCAAUACAGGGGCUGUCCAAAGGAGCUUACACACAGCUUACUCUGCUACAACCCCUAUUUAUUGGGGGCCACCCAGACUUUGAUAUCAUCUCUAAGCAUGUCAACCUGUCUGUAUCAUUCCAAGGCUGCAUUCAGAAGUUGAUUGUCAAUGGUCGUCUGAUACACCUUGUUGAGGAAGCUAUGCACAGUUACAAUGUGGAACCAUGUUCUCAUCCUUGUAACACAAGGCCUUGCUGGAAUUCUGGAGUGUGUGUUCCUAAUAUGGAGGAGUACAGCUGUACCUGUUCUCUGGGCUUCACAGACACACACUGUCAGAAAAAUCUCACCAUUUCUGCAGCAAAGUUCACUGGUUCUGGCUUUUUGUCUUAUGACAAUGAAUAUAUUAUGAAAAGGGAAUCGGGAAGACAGUCUGAUAUAGAAAUGAAGAUUCAAGGACAUUCUUUAGAUGGCCUUCUCUUUUGGAUCAGCUCAAGUUUCCCUAUCAGAGAGGAGGGAGAUUUUCUCACCGUGGGGUUCCAGAAGGGCUUGCUUUUGUUCCAUUAUAAUCUGGGUUGUGGCAGAGCUUACAUUUCAUACAACAAAACUAGGGUAUCCGAUGGAAAGUGGUAUACAAUCAAAGCACAAAGAAAUAAACAACAUGGCACUCUGACAAUUGAUGGCACACUUGUGUCUGAGGGAAGAUCACCAGGGGCAUGUACUAUGCUGAAUGUCAAUGGUCCUGUCUAUAUAGGUGGUAUGCCAGAUGUUUCCUACAAUACCAGAGGUAUGUACAAGACAGGUUUUGUAGGAUGUGUCCAAGAUGUAGCAUUAGCCAAUUAUUCACCGCUGAAGCUAACAGAAUCAGAAGGACAGGGAGUCAGUCAAUGUCAAGGGAACUAGCCAAGACCAGGAAAUCGAGACAUGUUAAUGAUACGAUAUUUCAUCAUGUAUCUUUCAUUACCAUUCUGUGUGCCAUAACAAUAUUUUAGAGAAAUUCUCGUUACACAGCUGUUCUAGCUUUAAUUUCUGGUUUAAGGAGGUACUCUACAUCGUCAUAAUGGCCGACUUCCUUUUCAAAUAUGGAUGAAUUUAAAAAAUUCUCGCCUAGCUGAGUAGCUCAGUAGGUUAGCACUUUGACUGCUGAAAUGUAGAUCUCGUGUUCGAGUCCAGCAGGGUUUUAAAUUUUUCUCAGAUUCCUUUCAACUCAAUUUUAAUUAGAUUGGUUUUCAACUAAAACUGUAUUUUUUGACUAAAUAAAGUAAAUUUGAAAGUUUUCAAUUUCAAAAUAUUGUUGUACAUAUCCUCCACUUUUCAUCCAUUAUACAUAUCAAAUAUCUCUGGUGUAGCAUGCCUCCUUAAAGUUCAUUGUCAUUGUUACACAUGCAAAAUGGUGCUAGAUUGAUUAAGUUAAUCAGUUUUAAUGAGCAUGUUUUGUUCAGAAUUAGUGAAUACUGAAACUACUUACUAUAGUUAAGGGUAUUCCAUGUUUUGUAUCAUCAAGUAUAUACUCUCAUCUUCCUAUGCCGUUUUGAUCUCAUUUACCGGUAGAUUCAAUAUUCUAAAGAAUAUGAUUUUAAAGAGAUUAGCUUUUAUAUAAUAUUGAUUUUUCAAAUCCAGAUUUCAUAUAUUCCAUAUUUUUAUGCCUUUUAUGCUCCCUCCCCCCAUAAUUGGAGAUUUGGGGGUGUAUAGUUUUUGGUGUGUUAGUCUGUCUGCCGUAAGUUUUGAAUGCAUGGUGAUUAUUUGGGCUCUCAUAUUUUACAGGUAUAUUCUUUUUGACAAGACCUUUCUUUGGGCACCAGAAUUACUUUGCUGCCAUAUGUGGGUAUCAGUGUUUCACAAACACAUCUUUUUUUCAUGCCCCCUUUCAAAGAAGUGGGGCAUAUUUGCUUUGCACCUGUCGGUCAGUAUGUGUGUCGGUCGGUUGGUAGACCACAUGUUGUCUCCUCAAUACCUUGAGAACCACUCACUUCGUCGUAAUGAUAUUUCAUUUGUGGGUUGAUUAUGAGUAGGAGAGGACCACUAUUGAUUUUCAGGUCAAAAGGUCAAGGGUGAAUCUACUCUGGACAAUGGAAAAUACUGUCCACUCAAUAUCUUGAGAACCCUUUCUUUGAGAGACAUCAAACUUGGGACACUGUUACAUCCUAAGGAGUAGAUGACCCCUAUUGAUUUUGAGGUCACAUAGUCAAAAGGUCAAACUGGACAUCGGAAUAUAAUGUUCGCUCAAUAUCUGAGAACCUUUUGCUUGACAGACAUCAAACUUGGUACACUGGUACAUCCUAAGGAAUAGAUGACACCUAUUGAUUUUUUUAGGGUCACAAGGUCAAGGGUUAAUCCACUCUGGACAUAGGAAGAUAUUGUCUGCUCAAUAUCUUGAAUUGUUUUGGCACUACAUGUACUAUCAAUUAAAUGAUGCAUUUCAAUUUUCAUGGGGCAUAUGUUUUUGUUGUGGUUUUUUCUUCUUUGUUUUUUGCUGUCUUUUCAUCACACAAGUACAGUGUAUUUCCAUGGAGGGGAGGAGGACUCCACAAACUUAUUCUGUUGUUUGCACAUUGUAAACAUAUGAUACUGAGAGAAACACAAUAACAACUUCUAAUGAUACCUGUAAAGUACUUUUAAAUAGUACAGGCCUUAAUUACAUUGGGUCAACAUUUUUUGACAAUUCAUUUGAUAUUUCAGGACAUGCAAACAAAUUUCAACCUUUUGUAAACUUGUUCUUAUUCUGAUCCAUGUCACAAAAGAUAUAAAACUUCGAUAAGCAAGCAAUUUCAAAGAAUGUGACCUCAUGCUUUCACACUAAGGCCCUUUCUUUAAGUAAUUUAUUUUGAUAUCAAUUAAAUCAAAGCAUUGUUAUCAGGAAAUAUGCAUGCCAAAUAAAAAGCCUGAAAUAAAUGUAUAUGCAAAAUUGUGGGCCAGAUUAACUCAUUUUUCACAAACUGAUUGGUUUAAUGUUUCAAUUUUCAUGGAAAGUGGGAACUUUUCAAGCAUCGGAGCAAUACAUUGCCAAAGUAAAAACAAAAAAGGCUAAAUUUUAUGGGGGUUAUACCCAGUAAUUCAAAUCCUCCACAUAUAGAACAAUCUUAGAGGGUGGCAACUCAUCAGUCAAAACCCUGUUGUUGUUUCAGAAAGUGAAGACCAUGAAUAUUUGCCCCCCCCCCCCCCCCUGACAAUAUUUAAAAAGUUAUUUGACAUUUUGCAAGGUUAAUCACAGAUGGGUGAAUUUCUUGCUCGUUCAGAUCAAUGUAGGACAGAAAGUCACAGGACAAAAAGUCACAGACAAAAAGUCAUGGACAAAAUGACCAUGGACAAAAAGUCACAAUAAGAAAUUUUAUGAAAGUAGGACAAAAUGUCACAGGACAAAAAGUCACAAGACAAAAAGUCACAGUUUAUAAGAAAAUAAAAAGUAUUGAUUUUUUAUAUAUAAAUUAAAACAUAUCUGUUCUUUUUGUAAAGUUUAAGAAAAUGUAUAUGCAAAAUUUAUAUUUUUUAUGAGAUUUUGAUAAUAAUUAUAAAAUUGUUAUUCCUUUUAUCAUAUUUAUUGUAAAAUAUUUAUUUUGAUUUUUUUAUUGAGAUAAAAUAAAAAUAAGCUUUAUGAUCGUUUGGUUUAGUAUACUACAUAUGAAUGAUUGUCAAAACAAAAUCUAAUGGCAGAAUUAUGGUUGGCUUCCUUUCACUCCAGAUUAUUGUCAAAACAAGAAGUAAGUGAACUGUCAUAUAAUAAUUGCUAUAUAAACAAGUCAAUGAUUUUUCCAUUCUUAUUAUCUAAUAAUGAACAUCUAAUAAUGAACUGAAAGUGCUAAAUGUGGCAAAACAAACACAAAUAAGAAUGAUGACAUGUAUUCCCUUCUACCUCCCAUCCACUGUAAGAAUGUCUGGUGUCAGAACAACAGCUUUAGUGAGCAUUUUUGUGACCUUUUUGUCCUGUGACGUUUUGUCCUGUGACUUUUUGUCCUACGGAUUUUGUGACUUUUUGUCCUGUGACUUUCCGUCCUCAUUUCAGUAAAUGAUAAAGCACCAACAGUGAUUACAAAUUUUGAGGAUUUUGUGAAAGUGACCAUAAUUGUAAUUGUCAGUAUGUUUCAGGAACUUAAAGUUGUCUUUCAGUUGAUGUAUUCUUGCCCAUAUAAUGAGACUAAAACCGAAGCGUCUCUGGGGGGUACUCUGGGGGGUAAUGCAUGACGAUACUCGGGCGGUCUAAUGUAAUCAGUGCCUGUUAAUUGUCAUCUGUCUUGCCUAACAUUUUCAACUUCUUUUCAGAAAUUAUUUGCAUGACCAAUAUCAAUACAAUCUUUAAAGAAAAUCUUACUCCGAGGCAUCUUACAAAUUAUGCUUAUAAUCGAAAUAAACAGAUCACCAACACAUCAUGGGAAUGUACAAGUAAAUUUGUUUUGCUUAUAAUGAGCAUGAAGGUCUUUACCAAAAUUGUCAAAUUCAUGACCCAAGGCCCUGGGAUUUAGACUUCUGUGCAGGAUUAUAUGGUUCAUAUGAAGUUAAAUGAUUUGAAAAUAUUCCUCUUUAUUCUUAAACAUAUAGCAGACAAACAUUCAGAGUAUCAUUAUAAGCUGUGAAAUUCAUGACUCUAGGUCAGGGAUUCAAGUCAUGAAUGUACUGAAAAUUUCUGUAUCGGUACUCCCGAACAUUUAACACUCAAAUUAGGUGCAUAGUUUAGCAAGCAGACCUCUUAUCAAAUUGUGAAUUUUUACCUCUUGGUUUAUGCCCUAAACUGAGAAGACACACAUAUUAUAUAAAUUGUACUACAUAUGAAAGUGCAUUCAAGAGAUUUAAAAACAGUUAUCUCCGCUAAGUGCAGAAAAUCAAAUGUUGAUAUUAGAAAGAUGGUCUUAUUGCUUAUCAGUGAAAUGGUUUUAAGAAAUUGUCACCCGGAGGUGGGGUGGGGUGGGCAAGGUCAUCGUAGCAUAGUCAAAGUUUUAGAUCAUUGGUAAUGUGGUGAAAGGUCUGGAAAAUGGUUAUAUAGGGACUGGGUGGAUGGAGUUAUGGAUUGCAAAACAAUUUGAAAGAUUAGAAAGGUGCAGAUCAUUGGAAAGGUGUUAAAGUUAGUAUAUUGUCCAGUCAUUUCCAAUCUAAUUAAAAUCAGAUCCUAGGAUACGCUCACAAUACACAAAGUAUAUGGCGCGGAUCUAAGAAGUCUGAUUUUAAUUAGAUUGAGUCAUUUCAUGACUACAUAAAGUCCUUGAUUGCAGAAUACAUUAGUGGUAUUGCCGUUUUAGACUGAACAAGCACUGUAAAGUCACACAUUUCUAAUGCUAAUUCUAGUGCAACCCAGGCACCAAACUUUUUAUGUAAAUGUGUAUUAUUUAAAUAAGGAUUUAUUUCACCUUGCAGACUUACUGUACUUUACAGAUUGAAGGUAAAUUAGAGUGUAGAGUUGGGUCAAGAAGUAGAAACAAUGUACACUCCUUGGCCAAAUUAAGUUUCCAAAGAAAAAAAGCACAUGUGUUUCGUACAAAAUGAAACUACAUGCAUUUCAAAUUAUUGUUUGUUCACCAAUUUUGAUGAUAUAAGCACCAUAUCACUGGAUUUUCUCAGAUUAGUGUUAAUAAAAUUUUAUUUACAACAUGCUUUCAGAUGAAACAAUUAGAUUUUUAUUCAAAGAAAUAAAUGUGUGAAAUAGAAGAGGAAAAUAUUACAUUUGAACUUUUGUCAUACUACUGUAAGAUAUGUAGACAUAUGUAUGUCCUGUAGUAUGCUAUCAUGGUUGUUCACCUUCAAAUUUAAAGAGGAAAUGAGAUUGUGUAUAUACUAUAUACAUUAGUAUUUUCAAAACUAAUCAAUUACACUGCUUUUUUAUGGCAGUAAAGAAAGUAUAUUAUAUAUAACCAAAUUAAAGAUGGAGGAAGUGAAAACAGACCUGUAUCCAAUUUUUUUUUUUACAUUUACAGAUAAGUUGCAUUUACAAAAUCUAGUAAAAAUGCUGUGUAGCAAUCUACAUUGCUCUAUCAUGGUCUUCAUAAAUCAACAUAUUGAUCGUAGAUAUGAUUUAACUUUCAUCCAUAUUGUGUAAUAAAUGACAGAGGAUGUAAUGUACUUUUAUAGUCUUAUCUUCCUGAUCUAGUUUGAUUAUGUAUUGACCUUGUACUUAGCCAGAUCUCUACGGAGUUCAAAUUCUUAAGAUCAUCGUAGACUAGUCACUGAGUAUGUGUUGUUCUUUUACUCACUGGAACUUUUUGGGACACAUCUUGAAAAUUUCUCAAAAUUGGCAUGUUCUGCAAUAUUUUUGAAUUUGCCAAUUUUUGUUAUGCACAGCAGAACAUCACAUUUUUAAAUUAUCAUUGUCAUCAAGUUUAGGUCAUUUGACCUGUGACAAAUUAUGUCUCCCCUUUACCAGGGGUAGAAGUGUAAGAGUGAGUUUGCAUUUCAGCUUGAUUAAUCCGUCCUUGACCUACUUUAGGGCUAUAAGUAGGUCACACAGUUUUCUGGACCUUUUUAACUCACCUGAGCUGAAAGCUCAAGUGAGCUUUUCUGAUCGCCUGUUGUCCGUCGUCUGUCUGUAAACUUUUUACAUUUUUUACUUCUUCUCCAGAACCACUGGGCCAAUUUCAACCAAACUUGGCCAACAGCAUCCUUGGGUGAAAGGCUUUCAAGUCUGUCAAAUGAAGGGCCAUGCUCCCUUCAAAGGGGAGAUAAUCACAAAAAUAGGGUGGGGUCAUUUAAAAAUCUUCUCAAGAACCACUGGACCAAAAGAGCUGAAAUUUACAUGAAAGCUUCCUUACAUAGUGCAGAUUAAAGUUUGUUAUAAUCAUGGCCCCCGGAGGUUGGAUGGGACCACAAUAGGGGAUCAAAGUUUUACAUACAAAUAUAUAGGUAAAAUUCUUUAAAAAUAUUCUCCUUGAAAACUACUGAGCCAGAAAAGCUGAGAUUUACAUGAAAGCUUCCUGACAUAGUGCAGAAUCAAGUUUGUUAAAAGCAUGGCCCCUGGGGGUAAGAUGAGGCAACAAUAGGGGAUCAAAGUUUUACAUAUAGGGAAAAUCUUGAAAAAUCUUUUGAAGAACCACUGAACCAGAAAAGCCGAGAUUUACAUGAAAGCUUCCUUACAUAGUGCAGAUUCAAGUUUGUUAAACUCAUGACCCCUAGGGCUUGGAUGGGGCCACAAUAGGGGAUCAAAGUUUUACAUAACUAAUAAAUAAAAAAAAUCUUUUCAAAAUUUUCUCCUUAAGAACCAUUGGGCCAAAGAAAUUUACAUUUGCACGAAAGCUUCCUGACAUAGUGCAGAUUCACAUUUGUAAAAAUCAUGGUAUAUUGGGAAAAUCAUCAAAAAUCUUCUGAAAAAAUCACUUGGCCAGAAAAGAAUACAUUUACAUGAAAGCUUCCUGACAUAGUGCAGAUUCAAUUUUGUAAAAAUCAUGAUCCCCAGGAGUAGGUAGGGAUCAAAGUUUUACAUGCGAAUAUAUAGGAAAAAUCUUUAAAUAUGAGCCACGGUGAGUCAGGUGAGUGAUGUGGCCCUUGGGCCUCUUGUUUUGUUAUAGAUACAGAUAUUGGUGUGAAAUUUACACAUAAGCUUCCUCUCAGAGGAAUACAAGUUCAGUUUGCAUUUCAGCUGGAUUGGCCCGUCCGUCUGACCUACAUUAGGACUAAAAGUAGGUCAAACAUUUUUCUGGGCUUUUUUCAUUAAGAGUACAUAUAUUGCCCUGAAAUUUUGUCACAGGCUUCCUCUUGGAGGAAUACAAGUUCAGUUUGCAUUUCAGCUGGAUUGGUGACACAUUUUUGGGCUAAAAAUUAGUCAAACAGUUUUCCGGGCUUUUUUUCAUUAUGAAUAUAGAUAUUGCACUGAAAUUUAGCGACAGGCUUCCUCUUGGAGGAAUACAAGUUCAGUUUGCAUUUCAGCUGGAUUGGUCCAUCCUUGACCUACUUUUGGGCUAAAAAUAGGUCUAACAGAUUUCGGACUUUUUUUUCAUUAUGGAUACAGAUAUUACCCUGAUAUUUAGUCAAAGGCUUCCUCUCGGAGGAAUACAAGUUCAGUUAACAUUUCAGCUGGAUUGGUGUACUAUGACUUACUUUAGGGGUAGAAGUAGGUCAAACAGUUUUCCAGAUUUUUUUUUCAGUAUGGUCAUAGGUUUUGCUCUGAAAUUUUGUUACAACCUCCCUCUCAGAGAAAUACAUAUAGUCAGCUCAUAUUUCAAACAUUUCAACUUAAUUGGUGCACCACAACCUAUUUUAGGGCUAAAAGUAGAUCAAAUGGUUUCCUGGAAUUUUUAUCAUCAUAGAUAUUGCACUUCAGACAUUUUGUCACAACCUCACUUAGAGAAAUACAUAAUCAGUUCACAUGUCAGAUGGAUUGGUGCACCAUGACCCACUUUAAGGCUUUUCUAUUCAGAACGUGUGUUGUAUCAAUUCAGAAUGCACAAUAUGCUUCCAGGUUGAAUUUAUCUGUCCAACGGGCGUAUAUAGUACCGUUUGCGGUACUCUUGUUAGCAUGUGUGUUCCUUGUGGGAGAGCCAGUUCAAAUAUACAAUGGUUCUAUCUGCAAGUGACACAUUUUCCUUGGAACUACACUGGGUAGCUUGUAAUGAUAUGUUUCAACUUUAAAUGAACAAAGAAAAAUUGGGAAUGAAGAAUUGAUUUUUGCCCUAGGGGUAGAGAUUAUCAUUCUAUUAAAGAGCACAAAGCCUUUAAAAUACCGUCUCCGCUAUUGUACAUCUAAGUGCAUGAUUAAAAUGACUUCUGAGGGAUAGACAAAGUUUAUAGAUAUUUAAGGACACACGAUUCAUACAAAAAAUGGAUGCAUGGAUUGAUAUUUUUUUGGCUGAGUUUGGUUAUAAUCAGUACAAAUAUAAAAUUCCUUUAAAAAAAAACUAAGGUACUUGUAAAGUUUCAAUGAUAUUCAAAAGUUGCAAUAUAUUACUCCUCCUUAUAUAGCUUUAUACACAUUUUUCCCACUGUUUUAAAAAUCAUGGAGAUAAAUUACAAUCCAUGUGGUAAAUUGUAUUCAUUUUAUUUAUAGAAGCAUAAAUUUAGUGUUCAUUUUCAUCAUUUUUGUAAAAAAAAAUGUUUGUAGCAAGUGUCAUUAAAUUCAUUAAAUAUGUAUUAAUUCCACACUAAAUUAAUGUUCUCUACUACCAAAACUAUGGCCAACAAAUUUCUGUUCGUAACACUCAGAAGCUUUGGGUAUACAUAGAUUUAUUAUGUCUGCAUCUGUCUGUCACAAACUAAAUUCAAUGUGGAAAAACAGCAGGGGAUUAGACUUAACACCAAGGUUGUGUCCAUGUCAUGACCCAGGUAAGCAAUUAAAGGUCAAGGCCAUGGUGGAAAAUGUAAGAAUUUUUGUCUGUGCAAGAAAUGCCUUAUCGAGGAAACAUAGCGCAUGUGAAUAAGUUAUUUAUAUAAGAAGGAUAUGUCUUUUACCUAACCCAAGGUAAUUUGGACAAGUUUAAAUUACGGUACCUGCAGUUAUUGUAUGAAAUUCUUGUUUCAUGCAGGACUAGUAAACAAAUGGAAGUUCAAAUGUACAUUGUGACAAAAAAUGAACAACAAGGAUGCAGUUUGUGAAAACCAUCAUCUGUCCAAUGAUGAGCCUUAAGUUGAAGGCCACAAUAUGGUUCAAUCUUAUAUUUGUAGGGUUUUGAUAUCUGUGUAAAAGCAAUAUGUGUCUCAUGUUUCAAAUGAGGGGAUGGGGUGGAGACAACAUUAGUAACGUGAAAAUUUAUCCAAUCUUUGUUGGAAAUUGUGCAUUCUUAUCACUCAAGUGAAAUACACAUGCUUUGCACACACAUCCAUUUUAUACUAUACCUUCUGCCUAUAAUGUGAAAUUUAUAAUCCCGGACAUGCUAACUCUCCAGAUUUGUCUGUACACCCCUAAAAUUACGAUCUUUGAUUUGGAUGAAAAAUCCUCCAAAUUAAAUAUCAUUUCUUUUAUUAAAGUCAUUUAAAACACUUAAACAAUUCACUGCUGUUAAGUACAUUGCAUCAAGUACUUUGUUGUUUUUUAAAUAAUUUUAUUAGUAUUAAAGCAUGUAUUGUAUAUGUGAUAAUUUAUUUGAUUAUGUAAAAAAAAAAAGUCUUCUGCAUGAUUGUUAUAGUUUACUGAUAAGUGAGUAGAAAACUACUGAAUGUAACUGACUUGGGUGGGCAGGCCUGUGUCUUCUCCACAAGCAAGUCCACAUGGCCCAGUAGUAGUACAGUCUGCACUGGUGUUGGUACAUGUAAUGUAGAAUUCCUGCAAGGGGCCUCAAGAGCGACCCUGUUACUCAGAAAGAAAAUAGUAUUUGAGGAUUUAGUCUGAUAAUCAUCAAUAAUGGGAUAAAUUAGAACAUGGUAAGUUUCCGUAAUACACCUAUAGACCUAAAUAUUUAAUUGGUGUUUGAAAUAGUCAAUUCAAUACAAUGGUACAUAUAUUGUGAAAUAUCCGGCUGUGAUCGUGAAUGCAUAUUUUCAGUCUGGGAUGUAGAUCAUUUUGAUUCUGUUCAAUAUACAUGAACAAUGUACUUAAAUUACUUUAAAAUUCAGUAAUCUUUUAUUUCUAAUAUAUGAACUUAGCAUAUAUAUGUGGAAGUGACAUUUCAAAUACAUGAGCUCAGUAGCAUAAUUAUGUGGAAGUGACAUUUCUUGCAUGAAAAAAUGAAAUCACAAAUCCCAACCCUGUGAAACAAAUGUUUGAUUUUUGAGUCAACAAACAUGAGGUUCUUUAAAUUGUGAUAUCUUUGCAGAAAGGUGAUACUAGGUAAUAGCAAGUAUUUUGAAAUUAGAACACACAUAUUUGACUUAUUAAAUCCCCCUCUCUAAUCUUGCUUUGAUCUGCAUCAUUUCACAGAAUGUUCUAAUUCUUGUUUUCUGUGUUAUAUAUAGGUAUUGAUUCAGUCCUUACAGGAAUUCUUAUCUUCCCAUGUCCUAAUACUUCACCCUUUGAUUUACUUCCAAACUAAUCACAUAAGGAAACCCUUUGGAACUUUUUUUGAAUGAGUCAUUGAAAUGGAAAUUUUUUCAUAACUGCCUGGAGUGUAAAAUUUGUGACAUCCAGUCAUUGAAUAUAUAUCUUUAUGAAAACAAUUUUAUUCUGCUUACUACAGUAAUUAUGAUACCUCGUCUACUUAACAGAAUGUUAUGUUGUUAUGUAUCAAAACGGCUACAUUCAUGAUUCACUAUUGGUUCAAGUAAAGGUUAUUCACCGAGACAAUAAUUAACAAAAACAUGCUAUAGAUUUCAAGAAGGCCAUUCAGGUGUAUUUAAUCAAUAUUGAACCUAACCAGUAAGGCCUUUGUGAUAUUGAUUUGGUUGUGAUCAUUCACAUAUCAACAUUUUGUUUUCAUCUUACACAUGUAUAUUGACUUUCUGUGGAGAAAUUUAGAAAAUAACUAACUUUUUGAAUGUCCAUAUUUUCAAAAGGAUUUGUGAAAUUCUUAUUAAGGUGUACAAUUCAUGUGUAUAUUUUUGUUAUUUAUGUAUAAAUGUAUACAUUUUUUUGUGUGCAGUUUUUUAAGAUUCAUAAAUUAAUAUAUUGAUUUAUGUAUAUUGCUUAUGUAUUUAUUAUUUCAAUGAUAAUGAAUAAACAAUAUUUCUCCGUGAUA